CAGAGAUGGGAAGACGACUGGCAUGUGUGCAGACUCCAAAUGUGUCGUAGAAUAAGACCCAUCGACAUGUGAGGAUCAUAUAUGUGGACAUGUUUGAAAUGUGCAACAGCUGACUGAAGCCCGAUGGGUUCUGGAGCAAGCCAGAGGGAAGAUUCAGUUUCAGAGAACUUGCUCUCACCGCAGCCCAACCCUGAGAUAGCCAACUCUUCUGACCGUCACCCGGUCAUCAUCAUCACAGCUCCAUCACGAGAAGACAUCUAUGCCACGCCAUCCAACAUCACCAUAGCUGAUGCGAUGAAGGAGCGGCGGCCUGGUUCUACACCGUUUGUGGUGGGGAAGAAACAAGUAGCCAGACAGUAACUCAACAUGCCACAUUAAGAUUGACUCAACACUGACAAACUCCGGGAUAGUUUUUAUGUGUCCACUUGGUGGCGGAAGCCAAACAAACUACUAUGGCGGCCGCUGCGUGCUACUGUUUACAUCCUCCUCCCUCUGAGCUGUAAUCACAAACUCAACAAUGGACGCCCCUGCAGAAGACGAAUCUGACACUAUAAGGCUUAAAUCCAUCAAGGACAAUAAAACCUUCACGGUGCCUCAAAACGAGAGAUUUGGAAGCUGCAGAAGCGUCAGAGAGUUUGAGAAACUGAACCGAAUAGGAGAAGGAACAUACGGCAUCGUGUACCGAGCCCGUGACACCAGGUCAGAUGAGAUUGUAGCACUGAAGAAAGUCAGAAUGGACAAAGAGAAAGAUGGGAUCCCCAUCAGCAGCCUCCGAGAGAUCACACUACUGCUGAGGCUGCGGCACCCCAACAUAGUGGAGCUUAAACAGGUGGUGGUAGGCAGCCACCUGGAGAGUUUGUUUCUGGUGAUGAGUUACUGUGAACAAGACCUGGCCAGUCUUCUGGAUAACAUGCAGACGCCGUUCUCUGAGGCUCAGGUCAAGUGUAUCGUCCUUCAGCUGCUCAGAGGCUUGGAAUAUCUCCACCACAACUUCAUCAUACACAGGGACCUGAAGGUGUCUAAUCUGCUGAUGACGGACAAAGGCUGCGUUAAGAUCGCUGAUUUCGGUUUGGCCAGGAUGUACGGGAUCCCGCAGCCCCCCAUGACGCCCCGAGUGGUCACCCUGUGGUACAGAGCUCCAGAGCUCCUCCUGGGGACAAAGACGCAGACCACAGCUCUGGACAUGUGGGCAGUCGGCUGCAUCCUCGCUGAGCUGCUGGCCCACAAACCUCUGCUCCCUGGGACCUCAGAGAUCCAGCAGGUGGACCUGAUCGUGCAGCUGCUGGGCACGCCCAAUGAGAACAUCUGGCCGGGUUUCUCUCAGCUCCCUCUCAUCGGUCAGUACAGCCUGAGGAAGCAGCCGUACAACAACCUGAAGAAUAAGUUCACCUGGCUGUCUGAUGCCGGACACAGACUGCUCAACCUGCUCUUCAUGUACAACCCGCAGCGCAGAGCGACUGCCAAAGACUCUUUGGAGAGCUCCUACUUCAAAGAGAAACCUCUGCCAUGUGAACCAGACUUGAUGCCAACUUUUCCUCACCACCGCAACAAGCGAGCUGCUCCUCCAGCAGAGAGCCACUCCAAGCGGAGUAAAGUAUGAAGAUGAUGAUGAUGAUGAUGAGACAUGGGACUCAAAUUGGACGGAGAAGACUUCACUGUGGAAUUUAGGGCAAAUAAAGCCAGUGAAAACCAUCGGUGCAGCUAAAGUCAACACCUCGGAUCUACCUGUUGUUGGAGUCUUAACUGUAACGUACAAUGUGAUCAAUGAAUUACUCCAAAAAAAAAAAGACAAACUUUGUCAUGUUUACUAAGAUGCACGCAGCAUCAAUCAAGCAAAACAAAAAGUAUUGGAUUUCACCUUUGACUACAAAUAAGAAAUUGUUACUGCCUGCUCAAAGCUGAUCAAUAAUCCCAAGGGAGGUAUGAUCCUAUCAAGCUGUGAUACAACUCUGAGCCCGUCAGCUAUCAGAAGCCCAGUUAAUUCAUGUAAAUUCGGCGUGGGAGUGGAUGUCGACAAUAAUCCGUGUAACGUUCUCACUCGGGUGUAGAUGACCCAAAGCUAAACGUUCAGCUAAACCUUUGUCCAGUUUCAAUAAA
Cololabis saira (Pacific saury) is the source of this 2097-nucleotide messenger RNA. RefSeq names its product cyclin dependent kinase 10 (gene cdk10). Gene Ontology annotation, biological process: regulation of mitotic cell cycle; protein phosphorylation. Gene Ontology annotation, cellular component: nucleus. Lineage: Eukaryota; Metazoa; Chordata; Actinopteri; Beloniformes; Belonidae. Bases 518 to 1600 code for a protein of 360 amino acids. The transcript has 15 exons. The record is from RefSeq and is a predicted model, not a curated record. Gene Ontology annotation, molecular function: ATP binding; cyclin-dependent protein serine/threonine kinase activity.